This is a messenger RNA of Eruca vesicaria subsp. sativa (arugula), 183 nucleotides long. The record is from the annotation of a GenBank genome assembly. Lineage: Eukaryota; Viridiplantae; Streptophyta; Magnoliopsida; Brassicales; Brassicaceae.
AUGACUACACUCAAGGAAAAUUUUGUAGCCUUGAAUACUGAGUUCAAACAGGAGAUGGCUGCAACAAGAACCUCCCUCAACACGAUUCUACAGGCUCUUGGUGUGAAUCCAACUACUCAUACUUCUGAGAUGGCUGCAACAAGAACCUCCCUCAAAACACGAUUCUACAGGCUCUUGGUGUGA